Messenger RNA from Scomber japonicus (chub mackerel), 3426 nucleotides. Its product is annotated as NACHT, LRR and PYD domains-containing protein 14-like. The transcript has 16 exons. The record is from RefSeq and is a predicted model, not a curated record. NCBI's taxonomy places the organism in Eukaryota, Metazoa, Chordata, Actinopteri, Scombriformes, Scombridae. Gene Ontology annotation, molecular function: protein binding. The coding region runs from base 1 to 3426 and encodes 1141 amino acids.
AUGGCGGACAGACAGAACAGUGCUACACCUGACAGACAUGAAGGAUCGUCAGUCUCCUCUCAUCAAGAUCUAGUUAAUAAUUACCAACCCAGCUUCUCCGCUCAGACUGGAAGCAAUGUGGUCGCUCCUUACAUCAACAACACAACCCUUCGUGACGUACACUUCCACGUCAACUCAACUGGCCAAGGGUCUGCCAGUUCGAGCCAUGGUAUGCAGCCCCAAAAAAGUGACCCACAGGAGGUUUUGAAGCCACAUAAGGGAUGUCUGGAGAGGAAAUAUCAACAUGUGACUCAAGAAAGUGAAGCAGAAAAUGCAACUAAAACCCUCAUCAACGAGACCUUCACUGACCUCCACAUCACAGAGGGAAGGACUAACAUUAACACCCGACAUGAGGUGUGGUGGCUUGAGACAGUUUCAAAGAUGAAGUCCUGCCAUGACACUUCAAUCAAGUACCACGAAAUCUUUAAAGCCUUACCUGGCAAAGAGAAAAACAUCAGAGUUGCUUUGACGAAUGGCGUUGCUGGUGUUGGAAAAACCUUCUUAGUGCAGAAGUUCAUUCUGGACUGGGCAAAGGGCUUGGAAAACCAAGCUAUCACUUUAGUGAUUCCACUUUCGUUCAGGGAGCUGAACUUGAAAAAAGCACUUGAACUUGAUAAGCAGUUCAGUCUCCUCGACCUGAUCUGUGAAUUCUAUCCAUUACAGAAGCUCACAGCAGAGAUGCUUGCUGCCUGGAAAGUUUUGUUCAUCUUUGACGGCCUGGAUGAAUGCAAAUUUUCACUGGAUUUUGAGAAUGAUGAGGUCGUUUCUGAUGUCACACAGAAGUCAUCAGUCAGCGUGCUGCUGACAAGCCUCAUCAAGGGGAAGCUGCUUCCCUCGGCUCUCAUCUGGAUAACUACCCGACCUGCAGCAGCCAAUCAGAUCCCUCCUUCGGACAGGGUAACAGAAGUACGAGGCUUCACUGACGCCCAGAAGGAAGAAUACCUCAAGAAAAGAUUCAGUGAUAAAGAGAAGUCCAGCAGAAUCAUAUCACACAUCAAGACAUCCAGGAGCCUCCACAUCAUGUGUCACAUCCCAGUCUUCUGCUCGAUCAUUGCUACAGUUCUGGACCACAUGUUGACUACAGACCAGAGAGGAGAGCUGCCCAAGACCCUGACUGACAUGUACUCACGUUUCCUGCUGGUUCAGACAAAGAGGAAGAAGAAAAGGUAUGAUGAGGGACAUGAGACGAAUCCACAGGAGCUGACGGAGGCUGACAUGAAACUUCUUCUGAAGCUGGGGAGGCUGGCGUUUGAACAUCUAGAGAAAGAGAAAGAAAACAUCAUAUUCUACAAAGAAGACCUGAAGAAGUGUGGUCUUGAUGUAGCAGAGGCCUUGGUAUAUUCAGGAGUUUGUACAGAGUUCCUGAAAUGCGAUCCUUGCGUCGACUCUCAAACAGUCUACAGCUUUGUUCAUCUGAGUGUUCAGGAGUUUCUGGCUGCAGUCUACAUGUACCACUGUUACACCAACAGGGAGUUAAAGGUACUGGAAGACUUCCUGGGAAAAAAAUGGAUGCAUGAAAACAAUGUUGAUGAUGAGGAUCAUGGUGAUGACGAUGAUGACGAUGAUGACGAUCUUGACAAUAACCAUUACCCAUCUCUGGAUGUCUUCCUGAAGAGAGCCAUGGAGAAAUCUCUCACAAGUAAAAAUGGCCGCUUCGACCUGUUUGUCCGCUUCCUUCAUGGCCUCUCUCUGGAGACCAACCAGAGUCACUUAGGAGGCCUGCUGGGUCAGACAGACAACAGUCCAGAAACCAUCCAGAGAGUCAUCAACAACCUGAAGAAGAUGAAUACUCGAGAUAUCUCUCCUGACAGAAGCAUCAACAUCUUACACUGUCUGAUGGAGAUGAACGACCGCUCAGUACAUGAGGAUAUUGAAGAGUUCCUGAAGUCAUCAGAGGAACUCUCUGAGAUCCACUGCUCAGCUCUGGCCGACAUGCUACAGCUCUCAGAUGUUCUGGAUGAGUUGGACCUAAAGAAGUACAACACAUCAGAGGCAGGAAGACGGAGACUGAUCCCAGCUGUGAGGAACUGCAGAAAGGCUCAACUUUCUGACUGUGGGCUCUCAGAGACUCACUGUGAAGUUGUGGCCUCAGCUCUGUAUUCUGAUCCGUCCCAUCUGAGAGAGCUGGACCUGAGUGACAACAACCUGCAAGAUUCAGGAAUGAAGGUUCUGUCUGCUGGAUUGGAGAGUCCAAAAUGUAGACUGGAGUCUCUAAGAUUGAGAGGCUGCAGUUUGUCAGAGAUCUCGUCUCUGGCAGCAGCUCUGAAGUGCAACCCCUCCCAUCUGAGAGAGCUGGAUCUGAGUGGAAACAACCUGCAGGAUUUGGGGGUUAAGAAGCUGUGUGAUUUUCUGAAGAAUCGAGACUGCGAACUGGAAACUCUGAGAUUGAGUCUCUGCAGUUUGUCAGAGAGCAGCUGUGCUUCUCUGAUCUCAGCUCUGAAGUCGAACCCCUCCCAUCUGAGAGAGCUGGAUCUGAGCUACAACAAACUGCAGGAUUCAGGAGUGAAGCAGCUGUGUGAUUUUCUAAAGAGUCCACGGGGUGAAAUGGAGACUCUGAGACUGAGGUGGUGCAGUUUGUCAGAGAGCAGCUGUGAUUCUCUGGUCUCAGCUCUGAAGGACAACCCCUCCCAUCUGAGAGAGCUGGACCUGACUGGAAACAAGCUGCAGGAUUCAAGAGUGAAGUUGCCGUGCAAUUUUCUGAAGAGUCCAGGCUGUAAACUGGAGACUCUGAGAUUGAGGUGGUGCAGUGUGUCAGAGAGCAGCUGUGCUUCGCUGGUCUCAGCUCUGAAGGCUAACCCCUCCUAUCUGAGAGAGCUGGAUCUGAGCUACAACAAGCUGCAGGAUUCAGGAUUGGAGCGGCUGUGUGUUUUUCUGAAAAGUCCACACUGUAGACUGAAGACUCUGCGAUUGAGGUGGUGCAGUUUGUCAGAGAGCAGCUGUGAUUCUCUAGCAUCAGCUCUGGAGUCCAACCCCUCCCAUCUGAGAGAGCUGGACCUGAGCUACAACAAACUGCAGGAUUCAGGCAUAGAGCUGCUGUGUGGUUAUCUUAAGAAUCCAGACUAUAGACUGGAGUCUCUGAGGUUCUCCAGUUCUGAAGGUUCACUUGUCACAUUGACUGGAAACCAGAAGAUGAGUGGUUGUGUGGAGGAAGAGGACAAAUCAGACUCUCCAGUAUCCACACAUCAUCCUCCAGAUGUCAGUGAUGAAGCUGAUCCCUCAGACUUAAAGACGGAGGAAAAACAGAACAGUGCUACACCUGAAAGACAUGAAGGAUAUGCCUCCACAUCCAACACAACCCUUGAUGUGUCUGAGGACAGCAGAGACAAUCAGCAGCAGGACUUCACACCCGAAGUGCUGGCUGAGUCUGCAAACAUUUCAUACAGGUAA